GACCGGUGCCUUGGGAGCCGCCCCGGAGCUCGGCGCACAUGCAUGCCUGCCAGUGCCCAGAAGAUGACCAGGCUGCUCCUGGGGGUGACCCUGGAGAGGAUCUGCAAGGCAGUGUUGCUGCUAUGCCUGCUGCACUUCGUCAUCAUCGUGAUUCUCUACUUCGACGUCUACGCCCAGCACCUGGACUUCUUCAGCCACUUCAGUGGCAGGAACGUCUCCCGGGCCCAGCCCUCCUCGAGCACCUCCCGGCCCAACAGCACCGCCCCCAGCUGUGGGCCGGCCGGCGCUGACCCAGCCCCCAGCGCCAACCACUCUGGCACCGAGAAGCCCUUACUGCCCUGCCAGGAGGUGCCGCCUGGCUUAGUUGGCCGGCUCCUCAUCGAGUUCAGCUCGCCCAUGAGCAUGGAGCGGGUGCAGCGGGAGAACCCAGGCGUGAGGGAGGGUGGCAAGUACGUGCCCCCAGACUGCCAGCCCCGCCAGAAGGUCGCCAUCCUCAUCCCCUUCCGCCACCGGGAGCACCAUCUGCCCUACUGGCUGCAUUACCUGCAUCCCAUCCUGCGCCGGCAGAAGGUUGCCUACGGCAUCUACAUCAUCAACCAGUACGGUGAGGACACCUUCAACCGGGCCAAGCUGCUCAACGUGGGCUUCCUGGAGGCCCUGAAGGACGAGGACGACUACGACUGCUUCGUCUUCAGCGACGUGGACCUGGUCCCCAUGGACGACCGCAACUUGUACCGCUGCUAUGAGCAGCCGCGGCACUUCGCCAUCGCCAUGGACAAGUUCAGCUUCAGGCUGCCGUACGCUGGCUACUUCGGGGGCGUCUCAGGCCUGAGCAGGUCCCAGUUCCUGAAGAUCAACGGCUUCCCCAAUGAGUACUGGGGCUGGGGAGGCGAGGAUGACGACAUCUUUAACCGGAUCUCUCUGAACGGCAUGAAGGUGUCGCGCCCCGACGCCCGCAUCGGGAGGUACCGCAUGAUCAAACAUGAGCGUGACAAACACAACGAGCCCAACCCACAGAGGUUCACCAAGAUCCAGAACACCAAGGUGACGAUGAAGCGGGACGGCAUCAGUUCCCUGCAGUACCAGCUGGUGGAGGUGACGCGCCGGCCCAUGUACACGAACAUCACGGUGGACAUCGGCAAGCCGCCCCCACGCCCAGCCCGGGGCUAGCACCUUCCCCCAGCCCACGGGAGCUGGCCGUGCCCUGGCAGGGGAGGCUCUGUGCCCUGGGCUGGCUGGAUGCGGAGCCGCCUUGCCCUGGCCCAGGGGUGCGGAUCGAACCAGGACGUGUUCGGCCCACUCUGUCUGCCUUCUGGGUGUGGCUGCGUGCCAGAAUCCCCCCUCACAGCGCGGUGGUUAGCCCUGCCCCGCGGGCCGGGGACAAUGCAGCAGCCCCCCACUAUCCAAAACGGCCCCAGCCAGGGGCCUGUGAGAGCUUCAGGCUCUGGCUAACAAACCCCAGCCCUUGACGAGGAGAUCCAAGCACUGAACUCCGUCUGCAGCUUCCUCGGGACAGGGCAUGCUCUGCGCUGUGGUCCUGGCUGGGCGUGUCACCCGCAGGGUCCAUCGCUGCCCCAACCGGCUCAGUCUGGGCCGGCGGCAGAAGGGGCUCUGUGCCUUGCGUGUUCAGCUCUAGCUGGGCCAGGGCUCGUUUCUGUGGGUGCUCGCAGGGCUCCUGUGGGGCAGUGUGACUGGGAGAGGGGCCAGUGCCCUCCGCCUGGCCCCGUCAGGCUCCCUGCCACCUGCUCCCCCUCCUGCCCUGCCCUGUGGAUGCCUUGCUCCCAGCGGGGCACAGGGCUCUGAGCACAGACGCAGCCCCUCUCGCUGUCUUCCUCAGCUGUGUCAGGCCAGGACACCUGGGUCCUAAUCUCAGCUCUGCCCCAGGGGCAGGCCUUGGGCAAGUUUUGUGCCUCAGUUUCCCCCAUACCAGGGGCUCAUGGGCUGGCUCCUCCCGCACGCUGUGGCUGUGUGUGUGGGUGUACUGUAUCCUUGAGAGACUUCAAAGGGACUAUUCCCAUCCUGGCCCUGCCGAUGGGCUACGCUGAGGGUGUCACAAAGCAGGGGAGCCCUUGUCUGCCCCGCUCACUCCCUACAACCCCACUGUGCGGAUGCUCCACUUAGCAGGGGAAGGUGUCUCGCAGCCUGGGGAGGUGGGUCACACCCAAAGGGCUGCUUCUGGAAGGAAGGUUGGCGGCUCUGUGGAUAUCCCCAGCUGUGGGCGGGGGCGCAAUGCAAGCCUGGACCCAGCCCCUCGCCCGCUGUCCCCUGGUGCUUCCUGCCAGGCAGCCCUGCGCCUCCCCCGCCCGCCGACUCUAGCUGUGCCUGGUGCUGCACCCACCCAAGGGCCCUUUUCCAACACAGAACAUUGCAGCCCAGCUCUUCUCUAGGGCCGGGCCCUCAGCAGGGGGCGGACACAAUCUCCAGAACUAGUUUGCCUGGUGCUCUAGGAAGGGGAGGGCUCCUUGGUGGGAAUGGGCACUGCUGGCCCUGGGGGGCAGGAGCUGGUGGGGCAGAGCCUGGGGGUUCCCUCCCUCUCUCCAGCCCAGGGCCAUUGCACCGGCAUGGAGCUCUGUCCACCCCCGCAAGACAUGGCCCCAUCCCUCGCUGCCUGUCCUGCCUGGGCCCCAAGCCCCAUGCGUGCGAGAACACUGCCAGGGGGCAAGGGACCAGCACCACCUUGACUGCCAGGAAGUGGGGGGCACAGCAUCCUGCCACCCCCCCUGUAUUGCUGCCCCCCAAGCCCUGCCACAUACCACUGCUCCCCCCCACAUUCUGAGCCCCAGAGUCAUGGCCUGGUCCCAGCCCUAUCCUGGAGCGAUGAGAGAGAAGCAACCAGUGCCUGGGUGGGGCGACUGCCCCUGCCCCCAGGGGUGAUGUUCCCUCCGCACGCUGGGGGGCAGGGAAGGCAGCGGGCAGCACGCCCAGGCCAGGGGCACCGCUGCCUUCUGUCCGUUUGAAUGUUUGACCGGUUCUGAGCGUAUCCCGAAUGCAGCCUUUGGUCCCAGCGACCAGACUUUUGUAUUUAAUAAAGUUUCAAAAAUUCA
Messenger RNA from Caretta caretta (loggerhead turtle), 3044 nucleotides. RefSeq names its product beta-1,4-galactosyltransferase 2 (gene B4GALT2). Gene Ontology annotation, cellular component: Golgi apparatus. The record is from RefSeq and is a predicted model, not a curated record. Gene Ontology annotation, biological process: carbohydrate metabolic process. Gene Ontology annotation, molecular function: galactosyltransferase activity. NCBI's taxonomy places the organism in Eukaryota, Metazoa, Chordata, Testudines, Cheloniidae.